Paraphaeosphaeria sporulosa is the source of this 5050-nucleotide messenger RNA. RefSeq lists its product as uncharacterized. The transcript has 8 exons. Gene Ontology annotation, molecular function: RNA binding; ATP binding; ribonuclease III activity. Gene Ontology annotation, biological process: siRNA processing. The record is from RefSeq and is a predicted model, not a curated record. Gene Ontology annotation, cellular component: RISC complex; nucleus; cytoplasm. The coding region runs from base 347 to 5050 and encodes 1567 amino acids. NCBI's taxonomy places the organism in Eukaryota, Fungi, Ascomycota, Dothideomycetes, Pleosporales, Didymosphaeriaceae.
CUUGAGGUCAUUGAAAUAAUUCUUAGCGUUGCAUACUGUAGGUGAACGAUCAUGGCGCGCGACUGUGAAGUAGUUCGUGCAAGGCGCCUGCUUUCUGUUUGCUCCAUGGCGGGUGGAGCGUGCCUGCCUUUCUGCGCGUCCUGUUUGCUCCUUGAUCUCCCAAUACAAACGGAGGACAGGCUCUCUUUUUGGAGCCCUCUGGAUCUUUCCUGACUCCACCUCUGCAACCCCACUGUCACCCGCUUACACUUCUUCUAACCUUCUUUUGACUCGAACCACCUGAUCCUAGUUGCACUCUUUUGGGAGUUUGCCCAGUCCGUCUUAGGGCAGACAAGCGCAGUCCGCAAUGGUUCCACCUUGGGGUCGCUAUGAUCCAAUCCAGGACGAAGAGUACGAUUCUCUUGACGAUUCCUGGGCCAGCGCUUCUGAGAACAUCCAUGGGCUGUCUAAAGACCAACUUCCUGAGCAGUCGGCCCUGGACUUGCAUCCGGGAGAUAAUAGCGUGGACGAAAAUGAUACGACCUUGCAAAACCUAGAAGAGGCUGACCAGGAUCCCGACAGCGACAUUGACAAAGACGGCGCCCCUUGUCAUGGACCUGUGACGUUGAAGGAAAAGCGUGCCGCCCAGAACGCCGUCUUUCGAGCCUUUGCACUCGAAAAGGAAGCUCAGAUCACAGAGAAGGAAGUCAAAGAGGCGCUCCAUGAGAUCGAAGAUGACAAACUCUCGAUCAAACAGCUGUUAAAGAAACAGGAGACCAGCUCCAUAAUUGCGAGUCCCCGAGACUACCAGACCGAGCUGUUCCAGCGCGCCAAAGACGACAACAUCAUCGCGGUCUUAGGUACCGGCUCGGGCAAAACACACAUUGCUACCUUGCUUCUUCGCCAUAUCCUUGAUCUUGAACUUGAUGCACGCAACAAGGGGCAGCCGCCAAAAAUUUCGUUCUUCCUGGUUAACUCGGUCAACCUUGUAUUUCAGCAAUCAAAUGUUUUGGAUUGCGGUCUUGGUGGCCAUGCGGUCGAAGGUAUCAGCGGCUCCAUGGGACCUAGUCUUUGGAACAAACACACAUGGCAGAAGCAUUUUGAUAAAAACAUGGUGAUCGUCUGUACAGCUCAAGUGCUUGUAGACUGCAUGAUGCAUUCCUUCAUCAACAUGGCUAACAUCAACUUGCUCAUCUUUGAUGAAGCUCAUCACGCCAAGAGCGGGCACCCGUACGCCAGGCUGAUGAAAGACUACUACUUCACCCUUUCAAAUCGCUCGCAGCGACCUCGGGUGUUUGGUAUGACUGCUUCCCCUGUAGAUGCCAACACAGACAUUAAAGAUGCAGCCGUCCAGCUUGAGGCCAUGCUUGACUGCAAGAUUGCGACCACAUCCGACAUUACCCUGUCUGCGAACGCCAUCAAUCGACCGGAGGAGGAGAUUGCUAGAUAUUCACGACUCCCAGGUGGUUACGAGACAAAGUUUCAUCAGGAAUUGAAAGUCCGUUUUGGACACCUGGCCGUCUUCGGGAAGCUCUUCAAUCAAUCAAAACGCUUUGCAUCCGAGCUUGGAAGGUGGGCUUCUGACGAGUACUGGACCUUUGCAUUCACCGAAGCUGAGAGUCGUAAGCGCGAGAUUCGAGAGGAGUACAAGUUCAACAAAACACUUACCAACGAAUCUAUUGACAAGCUGAACACACAAAUCGCACAACUUCGUGAGGCAGCCGAAUACGUGAAGAACUUCGACAACGGUAUCCCUACAACCACUCCAGAGGAUCUGAGCUCAAAAUAUUAUCAUCGCCAUGGGAAUAAUCGAUGCAUUGUGUUCGUGGAGCAGCGUCAGACUGCUCGACUUCUGCAUCGCAUCUUCAAGUACAUUGGCGGACCCCACCUUCAUGGUGAUAUACUGGUUGGUGUCAGUGGAAGCAUUGGAGACUUUCAUGUUUCUUUGAGCAAACAAAUCAGGACAGUAUCUGACUUCAGGAAAGGGGAGCUGAACUGCAUAUUCUCUACUUCCGUUGCAGAAGAAGGACUCGACAUACCUCAGUGCAAUCUUGUUGCCCGAUUCGACCUUUACAGGACAAUGAUCGGGUAUGUUCAGUCGCGAGGCCGGGCGAGACACCAAAAUUCGCGAUAUCUUCACAUGAUUGAGAAAGACAACCCCCAGCAAGAAUCACUCAUUUUUGAAGCCAUGGGUGCAGAACAGCGUAUGAAAUCGUUCUGUCUGGGGUUGAGCGGUGACAAAUUGCUUGAUGAUGCGGAUGCUCGCCUUCCCCAGCUUCUUCUGACCGAGAGUAAUCUUCCCUCUUAUCAAGAUCCCACCACUGGAGCGAGACUCACAUAUAGCUCGAGCUUGUCAAUUCUGGGUUACUUCGUGGCAUGUCUACCAAAGGGCAAUGAGCAAGUUGACCUUCAGCCUACUUACGUAACAUCUCGGGCAGUCAACACCGAUUCGAACGGUAUGCAUGAGAGCGGCUGGCAAUGUGAAGUCGUUCUCCCGGAGAAUUCACCUAUCACCUUCAAGACAGGACGAGUCCACCGAAAGAAAGCCCUCGCGAAGUGUUCAGCGGCUUUUGAAAUGUGUCUCGAGCUGCGGAAGAGGAAGUACCUUGACGAAAAUUUACUCUCCACUAUGAAGAAAAUGGCACCGGCGGGGGCUAAUGCACAACUUGCUGUUAGCGGGAAGAAGAAAAAUCUUUACCCAAUGCGAGUCAAACCAGAUAUUUGGCAGACCUGUCUGGGUAACGCGCCUGAGCUCCUCUACUUGACGGUUGUGGAUGUGGACGCCGGUCUUGAUCGGCCACAUCAAGGCCUUGGGCUUCUUACCCGCGUGCCACUUCCCCACUUCCCCUCAUUUCCCAUUUACUUGCAAGACGACCGGGUAUCCAACGUUGUCAUAGUUCCUCUCAGCAAGCCUUUGAAGGUCACAGCUGGGGUUCUCAGGCUACUCACGAAGUACUUCCAUCAGAUUUACGAAGACAUCUUCCACAAAGACUUUGAAACGGAUCUUGCUAAGAUGUAUUAUUGGCAGGUUCCGCUUCGCCAUCCAGAAGCUCCGGUUACGACGUCAACAGAUCCAGAAGAUGUCAUUGACAUGGUCCAAGUGUGCUCCGUUUGUGACAAGCCUGAGCACCGAUGGACACCAGAAAUGCCCCCAGAGGUGCUUCCAGACAAAUACAUUGUUGAUCGUGGUGCGGGUGGUCGCCGCUUCUAUUCCAUUCGAGUGAUGCCAGACAUGAAGCCAUUAGACCCCGUCCCUGAAAAUGUUCCCGCUUGGAAGUGGAAUGAUAACGUUCUCGAUUAUUCGGUCAGUUUAUGGAAGAGGGAUCGCGCGCGCCGAGUUUGGGACGUGAAUCAGCCUGUGAUGCAAGUGGAGAAAAUUGGCCAUCGGCGCAAUUGGCUGGCUGUGGUGGACACCAAAGACGACGAAGAAGUCAAAGAGAUCAAAGGGAACAACAUCACCUAUCUGUGUCCUGAGCCUCUUCGUAUAUCGGCCCUACAUGUGCCUUUUGUGGCCAUGUGCUACGUGUUUCCAGCAAUCAUACAUCGGGUGGAAGAUUACCUGAUAGCACUAGAGGCUUGCCAAAUGUUCGACCUCAACAUCGGACCAGCUCUUGCCCUGGAAGCCACUACGAAAGAUUCUGAAAACUCUGAUGAGCACGGCCAAGAAAAGAUCAACUUCAAGAGCGGGAUGGGUCCAAACUAUGAAAGACUGGAGUUCCUCGGUGAUUGUUUCCUGAAGAUGGCGACGUCAAUCUCUACCUUCGUACAGCAACCCGAUGAGAACGAAUUUGAGUUUCACGUGCGCCGCAUGGAAAUGCUUUGCAACAAGAAUCUCUUCGAGACGGCGGUUCUCAGGACUAGAUUGGUCGAAUACAUUAGAACAGCAACGUUUUCUCGACGCACUUGGUACCCAACGCUAAGGUUACUGAAGGGAAAGGGCGCCCAAGCUGGUACGAGAGCUGACCACCACAAUCAAGUCAUCCAGCAUGGGUUGGCUGAUAAGUCCGUUGCCGACGUCUGCGAAGCGCUGAUCGGUGCUGCUUUCAUGCAGCAUAACCAACGGGGUAAUUGGAAACCUGGAAUGUGGGAUGAAGCUGUUAAAGCCGUCACCAAGAUGGUCAUGAGUGAGGAUCAUGUCAUGGAGACGUGGUCGGACUAUUACAAGGCCUAUCAGCUGCCAAAGUAUCAGUUGGCGGAAGCGACUGCCGCGCAACUUGACCUCGCCGCCAAAGUCGAGGAACAGCAUCCCUAUCACUUCAAGUACCCUCGCCUGCUCCGAUCUGCAUUCAUGCAUCCAUCGCAAGCAUUCAUGUGGGAGCACAUUCCCAAUUAUCAGCGCCUGGAGUUUCUUGGUGACUCCUUGCUUGAUCAAGCUUUCGUCAUGCAUCUGUUCUUUAAUUAUCCUGAAAAAGAUCCCCAGUGGAUGACGGAGCACAAGACGCCUAUGGUUUCGAAUCAAUUCUUAGGAGCGGUAUGUGUGAAGCUUGGCUUUCACCAGCACCUUCGGCAGAACAAUGCGAAACUCAGUAGCGAGAUUUGCGAGUAUGUCACUCAGAUACAAGAAGCCGAGAGCGAGUCGGGCGGCGCUGUCGACUAUUGGACCGUUGUGGACAGAGUCCCCAAGUGCCUGGCAGAUAUGGUUGAAGCCUACGUUGGCGCCAUUUUCGUCGAUUCGGAGUUCAACUACAGUGUCGUUCAGGACUUUUUCGACAUACAUCUCAAGCCUUUCUUCCCAGACAUGACUAUCUAUGACUCAUUCGCGAACAAGCAUCCACUUACUCGCCUCAAGAAGCGACUUGAGGACGAGGUAGGAUGCAGGGACCAUCGGAUCGCUACGCAUACAACGGAGAAGAUGCUUCCGAACGAGAAAGACAGGGUCGUCGCUAUGGUCAUGAUCCACGACAAAGUUCAUUUCCACGGCGUCGCGGUCAGUAGCCGGUACGCGAAGGUGAAGGUGGCCAACAUUGCGCUCGACGGUCUGGAUGGCCUCCCGGAGUAUGAGUUCAAGAGACGGUAUGGGUGCGAUUGCAGAGAGCUGGUUCCCACUGAUGCAGAGCAAGACGUGGUGUAA